Messenger RNA from Aspergillus caelatus, 645 nucleotides. RefSeq lists its product as uncharacterized. NCBI's taxonomy places the organism in Eukaryota, Fungi, Ascomycota, Eurotiomycetes, Eurotiales, Aspergillaceae. The record is from RefSeq and is a predicted model, not a curated record. The transcript has 3 exons. The coding region runs from base 145 to 381 and encodes 78 amino acids.
CAAUGAUAUCAUAACUACCGUAAACUAUUUGGUACAGGGAGUAACUAGAACGCAACGCUGCACUGUGGCAAAAGAUACCAUUAUAAACUUCCGCAACUAAUCCUCUCUUUGUUCUUACAAGUUGUUCAUCCGUACCAAUUCAAUAUGAUGAACCAUUACAUACAAAGGAAGGAUAUGAAUAUUAAGCCGGCAAUGUGGAGGCUACUAGCGUUCACCCUCCUUGUAUAUAUGACUGUGCUUACCGCCGCUUACCCACAAGCAUGCACAGAUUGCAAUCCUCCGCCUCCGGGUCCGACCCGUCCUGGUCCAAUUGAUCCUAUUAUUUCCAGAAUUACGGAACUUCUCACGAGGAUCGCUAAUCUACUACGAAAUCCUGCGUGACGGGCUGGUCAUCGGCUACCUAGCUUGAAAAAAAAAGUGGUGAUUUUUCGGGAGUUGAACGCUGCAAUUGAUGGUCAGCUGCUAUGAAAGCAUAAAUUGCGAUGUAUUUCAGAGGCAAAAAAGUUUUAGUUUUUCCGCUAUCACUAAUAGGUUAUUGUUCUUGAAAUCCAUAACCUCGUAAAGGAGGCAGAGCUAUCUAAGGUUUUUGAAUUUCUGUUACUUCCUUCCAGCGCUAGACUGGCGUUUGGCCAGGUUAGGUUAGGU